UCGAGAUUUUCUUUCAAUAACUAUCCAAAAGAAACGGUGUCAAUAUGUUUGAAAAUGUACAGCAGGGUCCGGUAGACCCCAUGUUCGUCUUGAAGCGAGAUGCCGACAACGAUGUGUCCCCAGACAAGGUGGAUCUCGGUGUUGGAAUUUAUCGCAACACGGAGGGAAAGUAUUAUGAAAUGGGAGUCCUUCGAGAGGCCAAAAGGAUUCUGGAGCAAAACAAUCCUGGACAUGAUUAUGAAUCCACCACAGGGAAUCCAGCGUUUUUGAAAGAUGCAGCAGCUGCCAUGUUUGGCGAGGGAUGCGAAGCGCUGAAUGACGGACGCGUCACAUCCGUCCAAACCAUUUCAGGCACAGGAGCCAACCACCUGGCCGCUCUAUUUCUCGCGCGAUGCGCCAGUUCCAAGCAGAACACGGUGUACGUGGGAACACCGACGUGGGGAAACUACGAGCCCCUCUGCUCUCUGGUGGGUUUGCAAGUAGUCAAGUACCGAUACUACGAUCCCGAGACCGCCACGGUAGACUUCAGCACCCUACUCAAUACAGUCUCCAGCGCCCCCCCAAACAGCAUAUUCAUCCUCCAAGGAUGCUGCCACAAUCCCACCGGAGCAGACUUAACACCGUCACAGUGGGAUAUGCUCGCAGGGGCAAUGAAGCAAGCCAGCAUCUUCCCAUUCCUGGACAUCGCGUAUCAGGGUCUGGGCGGGUCAAUGAAUGAAGACGCCUACCCGAUCAGGCUAUUUACGGAGAUGGGGUCUGAAAUGGUUGUUUGUCAGUCGUUUUCUAAGAACUUGGGAUUGUAUGGUGAGCGAUGUGGAGUGCUUCAUGUCGUCAGCGCGGAUGCUGGGGUUGCUUCGCAUGUUUAUGAUCAGCUUCGCUGUUUGAUUCGGUGGGAAUUUUCUUCGUCGCCGGCUUAUGGGUCGCGUUUGGCGAGUAUUGUUAUGGGCUCGAAUCUGAAGGGGCAAUGGUCCGAAGAGCUAGUAGCCAUGCGAUCUCGGCUGCUCGACAAUCGACAAAAGCUUCACCAGGCUUUGCAGAAUACAUCUGGAAACUGGGGCGUAAUCUUGACAACAGAAGGUCUUUUCGCCUGCUUACCUCUGAGCCCACUACAGUGCCAGAAUCUGCGCACAAUACACCACGUAUACUUGCCGGAUAAUGGUCGUAUCAAUAUCUCUGGGCUAAACUCAUCCAAUGUCGACCGGGUGGCCUCUGCGAUUGAUUCUGUGGUGCGGGAUACGAAGUAACAUGAUACAUGUGAUUGUCUAUUCAUAUAUCUAUGCAAUUGUUAACUUGAAAAGCUGAUGAAUGAAUAACUCAAUUAGGAGUCUUCUCAUCUUUCAAUAUGUAGACGCCAUUGAUGUUACUGCCUGAGGUGUCUUUGUAUGUCCUUCUGCACCAUUAGCCAAUCACCGCUCGCAC
Molecule: messenger RNA, 1419 nt
Organism: Aspergillus glaucus CBS 516.65
Lineage: Eukaryota; Fungi; Ascomycota; Eurotiomycetes; Eurotiales; Aspergillaceae
Exons: 7
Coding region: 45-1244 (399 amino acids)
Biological process (GO): L-aspartate biosynthetic process
Cellular component (GO): cytosol
Molecular function (GO): L-aspartate:2-oxoglutarate transaminase activity; pyridoxal phosphate binding
Source: RefSeq, a predicted model, not a curated record